AUGGCGGUCUCAAACAACCUUGACACCAGCCAAAUUCGCGACUGGAGAUCUAUCAUCACAUUGAUAGUGUUUGUUAUCACAAACCUCAUUGUGCUCUUUCCAUUCCACAUUCCGCUAUUCGUACCACUCGCUGCACACAAUGGCUUCCUGGACCUGGCAGCAGUACUCAGGAUCAUUGCACCGAGGGCCAAGAGGACAGUCUCGAGCUCGGAGGAUUCCGCUAAUGGAAGUACCAUACGCCUGUCUGGCCUGUCGUGGAGGAAGUACAACUUUCCGAUGGACUUUGUUACUGCGCCUUUGAUCGCCGACCUCUUCUUGCUCGCAAUUCUGGCUAUUGGUCGGCAGGAGGUCCACGAUGGCACAGUCGGGGCGAAUAAUAUCUCUCCCAUCGACAUCAUGGUGUUCUUUCUCACUCUUGCUUACAUCGCAAUCUCCAUUGAUGCUUCGGGCUUGAUCAGGUACCUGGCGUUUGUCGUUCUGAAGAGAGCCGGUAAGAACGGACAUUUGCUCUAUUUCUACCUAUACACCUUCUUCUUCUGCCUAACAGCCUUUGUCGGCAACGAUCCGGUCGUCCUAUCUGGGACAGCUUUCCUGGCUUACAUGACUCGAGUUUCCAGCAACAUACAGCAUCCACGAGCCUGGAUCUAUGCUCAAUUCUCGGUGGCGAACAUUGGCUCGGCAAUUCUGGUCUCGUCUAAUCCUACCAACCUUGUACUAUCUGGAGCUUUCGAGAUCAAGUUCAUCCACUAUACGGCGAACGUAAUCGUCCCGGUGGCGGUCACUGCCAUUGUGCUUUUCCCCUUCUUGCUAUACGUGGUAUUCCCAUACGAAUCGCUCAUACCACAUUCCAUCAAGCUGCACGAGCUUCCGGAGGAGGUCAGAGGCAGAGAUCCCGUCAAUCCAAAUAUUCCGAAUGCGCGCGGCGAUGCUGAUUCCGAUGAGCAUGUCGAUGAUGAGCAGGCUCGAAUAUCUUCACUCGAGGAGAUCAUGAAUCCAUUCCUUGACAAAGGUGGGGCAUGGUUUGGAGCAGUCAUUAUGGCGGCGACUCUUGUUACUAUCUUGGCGCUCAACGCAUCGAGUGCCAACGGGAGUGAACAUCCAGUGUUUUGGAUCACUCUACCGGCGGCGUUCAUCAUGUUCUGCUGGGACAUGACAUUCGGUUGGCUCAAUCGCAAAGAGACACGGCUGAUAGCGAGGAAUGGUAGAGCCGAGAUCGCCCGGGCUCGUGCGCAGCGAGCCGAAGAAGCACGUCGGCAUGCCGACACUGACGAGAAGCGACUUGAAACGAACCUUCCGGAGGCCGAAUCAGCUACGGGGCCCGACUCGAGCCACCAACAUCUUGAUGGCAGUAAAGAGUUACUUGACGUUCCAGUAGGCGCACGUUCAUCACCACAAUCAUCGACGACGCCAGUCGAUGUCGACUUCGCCGAGAAGGAUCACCCUUCCACACAAGGACCUAGGACGUUGAGUUCGCUGCUGGCGGAGGGGUAUCAGUGGGCCCAAGAGACGUUCCCAACCGUGAUGACCGUGAUGUCGCACCUGCCAUUCAAACUGGUGCCAUUUGCCCUAUGCAUGUUCGUGCUAGUACAGGCGCUUGUCACGAAGGGCUGGGUCGCAGUAUUCGCUCACGGCUGGGACCAUUGGGUCAACAAGACUGGCACUGUGGGGGCUGUAGGCGGCAUGGCUUUCCUCGCCGUGAUCCUCUGCAACUUUGCAGGAACGAACAUCGGCACGACUAUCUUGCUCUGUCGAGUCGUACAAGCCUGGAUCGACAUUCAUCGCAACAACGGCACAGCUAUCAGUCAGCGCACUUUCUGGGCUACGGUGUAUAGCAUGGCUAUCGGCGUCAAUUACGGCGCAUUCAGUACUGCUUUUAGUGCUUCCUUGGCCGGCAUGCUCUGGCGCGAUAUCCUCUCCCGAAAGCACAUCUACGUGCGAAGUCUCGACUUUGCACGCAUCAACUUACCGAUCAUUGCUAUUACGAUGGUCGUCGGAUCUGCUGUGCUGAUUGGGGAGGUUUACAUCACACGCAACACCGAACCUUACGACCUUGGGUGA
Messenger RNA from Fulvia fulva, 2058 nucleotides. RefSeq lists its product as uncharacterized. Gene Ontology annotation, cellular component: membrane. Lineage: Eukaryota; Fungi; Ascomycota; Dothideomycetes; Mycosphaerellales; Mycosphaerellaceae. The transcript is spliced from 2 exons. Bases 1 to 2058 code for a protein of 685 amino acids. The record is from RefSeq and is a predicted model, not a curated record. Gene Ontology annotation, biological process: transmembrane transport.